AUGGAUCCCCGGAUCGCCUGGUUCCAGCCAGAGCAGCUCGGCCCCUCGAACCGCCUGUGGAUGCAGAUUUGGGAGACCACGCAGGGGGUCCGCAACCUCUACUUCCAGCAGCAGCAGCAGCAGCCGCUGCCGCCGCCUCAGCCCGCCGCCCCGGCCUCCUCCUCGACUUCUUCGUCCUCCGCCUCCGCCUCCUCGGCCGCCUCGUCGUGCAGCAGCAGCAGCAGCUCCCCGUCGACCCCGGGAGAGGGCGGUGUUUUGCUGACAUUCAGGAUGUCAUCCUUAGGUGAAAGUGUGGGCUGCCUGUUUGUGGAUGUUGGGUCUUCCCGUCUGCAGCCUGAAAUUGUGGUCCGGGCCACAUUUAACGGCCCUGUCCUUCACGAAGAAAUCAAUGACUUCUACAAGUACAUGUCCCCUAGACACGAAGAGGAAAGAAUGCGGAUGGAGGUGGUGAACAGGAUAGAAAACGUAAUAAAGGAACUCUGGCCCAAUGCGGACGUGCAGAUAUUUGGAAGUUUUAAGACUGGUUUAUAUUUGCCUACUAGCGAUAUUGACUUAGUGGUGUUUGGAAAAUGGGAGACUUUGCCACUGUGGACCCUGGAAGAAGCACUUCGAAAGCACAACGUGGCCGAUAAAGGUUCAGUGAAGGUUUUAGAUAAAGCAACUGUUCCUAUCAUUAAACUGACAGACUCCUAUACUGAAGUAAAAGUGGAUAUCAGCUUUAAUGUACAAAAUGGGGUAAAGGCUGCCUAUCUCAUCAGAGAUUUUAUUAAGAAAUAUCCUGUAUUGCCAUAUUUAGUUUUAGUAUUGAAACAGUUCUUAUUGCAAAGAGACCUCAAUGAAGUAUUCACAGGUGGAAUUGGAUCUUACAGUCUUUUUUUAAUGGCUGUCAGCUUCCUCCAACUACAUCCCAGGGGGGACGCCUGCACCCCCAAUGCCAAUUACGGCGUCCUUUUAAUAGAAUUUUUUGAACUAUACGGCCGUCAUUUCAACUACCUGAAAACAGGGAUCCGAAUCAAGGAUGGGGGUUCCUACGUAGCCAAGGAUGAAGUUCAGAAGAAUAUGCUAGAUGGUUACAGACCAUCCAUGUUGUAUAUUGAAGAUCCACUGCAACCAGGCAAUGAUGUUGGAAGAAGUUCGUAUGGCGCCAUGCAAGUUAAGCAGGCCUUCGAUUAUGCCUACGUCGUUCUGAGCCAUGCAGUCUCACCGAUAGCUAAAUGUUAUCCCAAUAACGAAAGCGAAAGCAUAUUAGGAAGAAUUAUCCGAGUUACGCAGGAAGUGGUGACCUACAGAGAGUGGAUAUCCAAGCAGUGGGGGAUACAGAAUAACGUCGAGACGUCAUGCAAUGGUAAUGGAGUGGCAUUAAUAGUGGAUAAUCAACAGCUGGACAAAUAUAACAACAACCUUUCCGAAGAGAACCAGUCCCUAGGAAAACUGAGAAGUAAAACUUCAGAGACCCCAAGCAAACAUUCAUCAAAUUCUUCAUCAGGUCCCUUCUCAUCAUCCUCAUCCACCCUCUCCAGCUCCAGCGACGUAGAGUCGGACGGCACCCCGUGCAAAACCUCAAAACAGCUGGGCUCCUGCCAGACUUCGGCAAACAGACUAGCAUCUCAGGAGAUCUCCCUCGGGUCCUCUCAGCUGAGCGGCAGAAUGCCAAAUGGCCAAACCGUGAACGCAUCCAAUGUGACAAAUAAGUCCCAGCACGGGUCCAUGAGGCUCUUCCGCACUUCUUCCAACAAAAGCCUCCAAGGUCCAGGAAAUUCCAGCCACGGUACCUUGGUGACGAACAAACAGUACCAGGGCACUAAGCCACAACAAUUUUACCACGGGAAAAAAAGGAAACACAAGAGGGACGCUGUGCUUUCAGACUUAUGUAGAUAGUUUUCCUCUCUUGACGGUUGGACUUGUUCCCCUGUGUGCAAUGCUCUCAUGCUACGAGAAGAACUUGGACAAAAUGGCUUCCAAGGUCCCGUCUGGAGUCUCAAGACUGUUGGAACGUUGAUUAGCAACGCAUUUUAGUUUUUUUGUUUUUUGUUUCCAGCUCGCCACGAAAAACCGAUCAUGAAGACUGAA
Protobothrops mucrosquamatus (brown spotted pit viper) is the source of this 2070-nucleotide messenger RNA. It is a transcript of the gene TENT4B, whose product is annotated as terminal nucleotidyltransferase 4B. Gene Ontology annotation, biological process: RNA 3'-end processing. NCBI's taxonomy places the organism in Eukaryota, Metazoa, Chordata, Lepidosauria, Squamata, Viperidae. The record is from RefSeq and is a predicted model, not a curated record. The coding region runs from base 1 to 1878 and encodes 625 amino acids. The transcript is spliced from 13 exons. Gene Ontology annotation, cellular component: TRAMP complex; nucleolus. Gene Ontology annotation, molecular function: poly(A) RNA polymerase activity; mRNA binding.